Molecule: messenger RNA, 1249 nt
Organism: Cuscuta campestris
Lineage: Eukaryota; Viridiplantae; Streptophyta; Magnoliopsida; Solanales; Convolvulaceae
Source: the annotation of a GenBank genome assembly
GUUAUUUUCAAUAUAAUUUAUUUGGUUCUUCUGUUAAAAGGCAAAGGUGACAUUCAGAGCUGCGAGAAUUAUAGAGGCAUCAAACUGCUUAGCCACACCAUGAAGGUUUGGGAGCGAAUCAUUGAGUAUAGGGUGCGGAAAGGGGUUUGCAUCUCUGAGAACCAGUUUGGUUUCAUGCCUGGCAGAUCGACUACAGAGGCCAUUCAUCUCAUGAGGAGGUUAAUGGAAGAGUAUAGGGCUAGGAAGAAGGAUCUUCAUAUGGUGUUUAUUGACCUUGAGAAGGCGUAUGAUAGGGUGCCAAGGGAGGUCUUAUGGAGGUGCCUUGAGGCGAGAGGAGUUCCCAUCGUGUACACUCGCGCGAUCAAGGAUAUGUACGAUAGGGCUAUGACCAGGGUAAGGACUUUUGGGGGCGACUCAGAUUCUUUUUCGGUAGGGAUGGGGUUGCACCAGGGGUCUGCCCUUAGCCCUUUUUUGUUUGCCUUGGUGAUGGACGUCCUAACUCAAGGUGUUCAAGAAGGGGUCCCAUGGUGCAUGCUUUUCGCGGAUGACAUUGUGCUUAUCGACGACACGCGUGAGGGAUUAAACGAUAAGUUGGAACUAUGGUGUCUUGCCCUUGAAACUAAAGGUUUCAAAAUAAGUAGGAGCAAGACUGAGUACAUGGAAUGCCAUUUCAGCGGCCGGGAUACAAAAUCAGAGGUGGAAGUCAGGAUUGACUCUCAUCUAGUACCUAAGGUAGACAAGUUUCGAUAUCUUGGCUCGGUAAUCCAGGCUGAUGGGGAUGUUGGACACCGUGUUGGAGUGGCUUGGGCCAAAUGGCGGUUAGCUUCAGGGGUGUUGUGUGAUCCGAAGAUUUCGCCUAGAAUGAAAGGUAAGUUCUAUCGAUCAGUAGUCAGACCUGCUAUGUUGUAUGGGGCGGAGUGUUGGGCGGUUAAGAAGACUCGUGUGCGUCGUUUGCAUGCAGCGGAGAUGCGGAUGUUACGAUGGAUGUGUGGUAAGACAAGGUUGGAUAAGAUUACAAACGAAGUCAUUCGACGUCAGGUAGGCAUGGCACCGGUGGAAGAUAAGUUGUGAGAAGCGAGGUUGAGAUGGUUUGGCCAUGUGAGACGGCGGGAUGCUGACGCCCCUGUACGGAGAUGCGAGAGGAUUACGGUUAUCGGGGGAAGUAGGGGAAGGGGUAGACCCAGGAAGAAUUGGAAGGAGGUGAUUAGGCAGGAUUUAGGACUUCUCAACCUGACUGAGGAUAUGGCCU